AUGACCCAUCAUGAUUUUUUACUCCAAAGACGACUAGAUCCUUCCAUUUCUAUCCGUCCAACACAAACAGUGUCACUCGAUAAAUCAUCAAUCUUUAGCAACCUUAUAAGUUAUAAUGAAUUGAAUGAGAACUUAAACAUCAACAAAUUGAAGAUUCUCCGGGAAUCUAUGAUCAACUCGAGCAAUCGGCAGGAUAAAUUGGACUCUUUGAAUGAUUUGAAUAACGAUUUGCUUAUCUUGCAUCAUCAUAUGAAAUAUCAUUAUCGAGUAUUUCCUAACCAAACCCCGAACUCUAGCAUUGUUAAUUCCAUGGAUUUGGAUGGAAUAGAAAAAGAAUAUAUGAUUAGUGGCUCCAAUAAUGGGGGAAUUAAAAUAUGGAACAUAAAUGAAACCAGCGAUAAUAGCGAUGGUAAUGGUAACGAAGUGUUGGAGAUUGGAGAAAUUUCCUCUCAGUUCAAUGAAGAAACCAACCGACACCGAGGGAAUAUAUCAGGCCAUGGAUUUGGAAUCUCCCAAGUGAAAUGGUGGCCGUUUGAUACAGGGAUGUUCGUAUCAUCAUCUUAUGACAAGAGUAUAAAAAUUUGGGACUCCAUGGAAUUGAAGUUAUUGUACAGUUUUGACAACACAAAAAUGACCCCAUCAACAUUAUACUCUACAAUUGAUACUUCGAAGCUGGGACAGGUUUAUUCAAUUGACUUCAGUCAAACAUUAAAACAUGGUCUACUAGCAAUCGCAUCACAAGGGGAAAGUUACAUUAAAUUACUUGAUUUGAAAACUAUGACGUUGGCUAGUUAUUUAUUCGACAAGAAAUUACAAGAUCAUAGUUCAAAUAUCACAAUAAAAUGGAACCCAAUCUAUGAUAAUAUUCUUGCCACUGGGAAUAAUGUUGGAGAGUUAAAGGUUUGGGAUAUUAGAAAAAGUGACAGUUGUAUUUAUCGAUUGUCAAAUGAUAUGACUAAGAUUCUGUGGCGAGGUGCGGGUCAUUCCAAAGCGGUGAAUGGAUUAUGCUGGACUAAUGAUGGAUCAAGUAUUGUCUCUGUUGGAUUAGACAACAAGAUGAAGCAUUGGAAAUUACACGAAAAUAGAGUAGACGAUCUUGUAAAAGUCAACAAUAGCGAAAAAGAUGGCAAAUUAGCCCAGAAAAAAAAGAGACGAAGGACCAAUAUUGAACAAUUUAGCUUAAAAAACCAUUAUUUGCGAUCAAUGGAUCCUAUAAUCAAUAAGCAACAUGUUAUUUAUCCAGCACUGGAAAAAUUGUUAGUGUUCGAUCUCAACGAUGGCAAAUUAAUGAAAACAUUACAGAAGAAUAUCCAAUCACCACAAGAUAUAAAUUUCAGAUAUACUUGCAUUGUUAGAAAUGAGGAAGCUUACUAUUGUGGAACAGAUAGAGGAACUAUUGAAACCUGGGGCCCAAAAUAUGAUGUUUUAAAUGAGUUGGACGAUGAGCUUGAAGAAGAGGAUACGAUUAAGGAUAGAAGAAAAGAUAUCUACUUGAGGAAAAAUCAAUAG
Messenger RNA from Saccharomycopsis crataegensis, 1509 nucleotides. It is a transcript of the gene RAD28, whose product is annotated as Rad28p. Gene Ontology annotation, molecular function: protein binding. The coding region runs from base 1 to 1509 and encodes 502 amino acids. The record is from RefSeq and is a predicted model, not a curated record. The transcript has a single exon. Gene Ontology annotation, biological process: protein polyubiquitination; proteasome-mediated ubiquitin-dependent protein catabolic process; transcription-coupled nucleotide-excision repair. Gene Ontology annotation, cellular component: nucleotide-excision repair complex; Cul4A-RING E3 ubiquitin ligase complex. NCBI's taxonomy places the organism in Eukaryota, Fungi, Ascomycota, Saccharomycetes, Ascoideales, Saccharomycopsidaceae.